GGACGAAAAUGUUAAUAAUUUUAAAAAUGAAAAUCAGCAACAAAAAACAAGUAGUGAAUCUGAAAAAAAACCAAAGAAUAAAUUAAAAAAAGCAAUAGACAAAACCCAUAGUGACUCAAUAAACAAGGCUACAAAAAAAAAAUCAAGUAAUAAAGCAGGUAAAAGCUCAAGUAAUAAAUUAAAAAAAGAAUCAAUUAGUGGUGAAUCGGGUGAACAAUUAAAUGAUUCACUAAUCAAUGAAGAUAGUGAUGUAUCCAACAAACAUAAUAACAAUAAAAAACGAAAAUCAAACAACAGAGUCGGUAAAACGUCAAAUAAUAAAGAAUCAAGUAACGAAUCAGACGAGGAAUUAAAUAAUUCAAAACACAAUGAAUCUAAUAAACUUGGAAAGAGUUUAAAAAAUAAGCAAAAGAAACAGAAAUCAAGUAAUAAAGUCGGCGAAAGCUCAAGUAAUAAAUUAAGAGACGAAUCAAGUGAUAAUGAAUCAGACGAGGAAUUAAAUGAUUCAAUUACCAAUAAAAAUAGUGAUGUAUCCAACCAAAUGAAUAAUAAUUUAAAAAACAACCAUACAAAACAGAAAUCAAAGAACAAAGUCGGUAAAAAUUCAAACAAGAAAUUAAAACAAGAAUCAAGUGGUGAAUCAGAUGUGGAAUUAAAUAAUUCAAUGCAAGAUAAACAAAGCGACGAAUCUAAUAAACAUAAUGAUAAUUUAAAAAAUAAACAUCGGCAUAAAAAAUCAAAUAGUAAAGUAGGCAAAAAAAUAAAAGAAGAAUCAAAUAAUGAGGCAGAUGAGGAACCAAAUGAUUCGAUAAACAAUGAACAUAGCAAUGUAUCUAACAAACAUAAUAACCAUAAAAAACAGAAAUCAAAUAACAAAGUCAGUAAAAAUUCAAAUAAUAAAUUGAAACAAGAAUCGAGCGAUGAAUCAGAUGAGGAAUUAAAUGAUUCAAUACACGAUGAACAUAGCGAUGAAUCUAAUAAUUUAAAAAAUAAACGUCAAAAAUCAAAUAGUAAAGCAAGUAAAAAGUCAAGCAGUAAAUUAAAAGAAGAACCAAGUGACGAAUCAGAUGAGGAUUUAAACGAGUCAAUUGGAUCCAGCAAACAUGCUAACAAUUUAAAAAAUAAUCAUAAAACACAAAAAUCAAAUAAAAAAGUCGUUAAAAAUUCAAAUAAUAAAUUAAAACAAGAAUCAAGUGGUGAAUCAGAUGAGGAUUUAAAUAAUUCAAUGCACGAUGGACAUAGCGAUGAAUCUAAUAAACAUGCUAAUCAUUUUAAAAAUAAACAUCAGCAUCAAAAUUCAAAUAGUCAAGAAGGUAAAAAAUCAAGUCAUAAAUUAAAAGACAGAUCAAGUGGUAAAUCAGACAAGAAUUCAACAAAUUCAACAAACAAGGAAUCGAGCAGUGAAUUGAACAAUUCGCAGAAGAAACCUAGAAAAAAAGUGGAAACUAAAAAGGAUAAGAAAGGUAAGACAUCUAAAAACAAUUCAGGUAAUAAAUCAGAUGAUAAUACAUACGACGCAACAAACAAGGAAUCAACCGAUGAGCCUGCUAUGGACAGUCAUGGCUUCUUAAAUCAAAAAAUAAGACAAAAAUCAAAAACGAGAAUAAAGAAGAGAAAUAAUAAACCAAAACAACAUUCAAGAAAUAAAUCAAAUAAGGAUUUACAAGAAGAUAGUCAAUCAGAUGAUUUAAUAAAAAUCAGUCAACAAAAUUAUUACCUACUCUAAUCGUCAUCUGAAAUACAAGGAUAUAUUGCCUGAUGAAUAAAAAAACAAACCAUUGUGAACCUACGCAUACCUAAGAAAAUAAUAGUCACGAAAGAUAUCGUAGAUCGGGUAAAAAUGAAAAAUCCGGUACAAUUGCACUAUUGUAAUAUAAGAAAUACCGAAAUUUAAUAUUUUAGGUUUAACAAUGUUAUAAAAUAAUUAAAUUAAAUUAAAUUGAA
This is a messenger RNA of Acyrthosiphon pisum (pea aphid), 1944 nucleotides long. RefSeq names its product GATA zinc finger domain-containing protein 14-like. The record is from RefSeq and is a predicted model, not a curated record. NCBI's taxonomy places the organism in Eukaryota, Metazoa, Arthropoda, Insecta, Hemiptera, Aphididae. The transcript is spliced from 2 exons. Bases 542 to 1726 code for a protein of 394 amino acids.